ACAUAUUUCAACAUUAUUUCAUUCCCGCGCGCGCACAUUGUUUCUCCUUCUUCCUCUUUCUUUCGUCUCUGCGUUCUCUUCCUCUGCGAUCCGAUUUCACGCUUCUCCCAGAAGCAUACCAGCGGAGAUAAUUUAAUCAUUAGCACUCUCGGGAAGAUUGAACUAUCAUGAAAGCAGGGAGGUCAAAGGACGACAAAGCUGUUAAGGCUUCUCGAAAAUCUGCUCUAAAGAUUGGGGCCAAUGGAGUAAAAAAUUCUUCCAUGAAAACAAAUAAAUUGGAUUACAAAGCAAGAGGAUGCAGUGAGGAAUUGUUGUCUGACAAAGAGAAUCAGCACCCUCCAUUUAAGGAACCUAGCGAUGAUACAUUUCUUACGAUAUUGAGAGAGGUGCUCGAGGUUGAUCUUCAUCCAGGACAAACACUCUCUUCUGCAAAAAUCAAGUUACAACUUUUUCCAGUAAAUGAAGUAAUUCGAAAAGGACUUGAAAAGGAUGGGCAUAAUCCAUAUUUAGAACUCACACUAAGUGGUAGAAAGAAAAUUUCUUCAGUUCUAAGACAUAUUGAAAAGAAGUGGGGAAGUUCAAGUACUGCCAAAGGGGAGCCCAUGCUUUUUCCAUAUAACAGACUGAAAAAUCUAUCUGACCACAAAAGGUGGACAAUUAAUGAUAGUGACACUACAGCUGCCGCUGUGUACGCUGCUGUUGGAAACCCUGCAAUUUUCCGGUUGAAGUAUGGUUGGUUUAGAAUACAAGAACCUACGCCAGUUGGUAUUUCCUCCAUGCCAAUUCCCUGUGGGUCGAGCGUACAGUCAGGAGGAACAGAGACAGGUGGAACUGCUAAUUUAGAGUCUUUAUGUGAUGAACGGGACAAGAUUGAGGCAACUGCCGAAUACAAAGCAACUGAUGUGGGGAAUAUAACAAGUGAAAUUGUGGCUCAGAAAAUGGACAAUGAAUCUGCCGAUCCUCUGGAUAAUGAGCCAAAAGAAAGCUGUAGCCUACAACCACCAUCAAUGCAAUGGGUUGAUAGUUUAGACAAUAUAAGCAUUGGUGGCCUCCUGUCUGAAGCAUCAUUCAUGGGAAAGUUUGAUUCAAAAUUCUUCGGCAGCAAUGCUACCAAUCAAACAAGUCGUUUAAUUUCAGAUUCAUUGGAUGCUUUUAUUACCUCCCAAAUUAGUCAUCCUCCAGUUUCUACACCAUCCACAAUACUCGAUGCUGAAGUAGCAUGUCAUGAAUUUGCUCUUCAAAAGUUAUCUUCCCCAGCAGAUGUGCAGACUACUAGUGGAACAAAAACAGAUUAUUCUGUGGCCAACAGUCUGGGUGUAUCUUCAAACUUAUUGAAGCUUCCAUGUACAGACAAGGUUGAUGAUCAAGACGGGUUUUCACAAAAUCCCUUGUCCGAGAAGACUCAGACAGACUCGCUGCUUUCUUCACAUUUGUUUGAUGGUGAAAGAAGUCUUGGGUUAACAGGCAUCAAAUGGAAUGACUCUUUGGGACCUUUUGAUCUUGGCAUGCCAAUUAAGAAGUGCAUUGGCGGAGACAGCGUUAGUAUUGGUAAAUUUGUUAAAUAGAAGCUUAGAUGUAAGUUGGAGAUUAGUGUGUGUUUGGUGAGGCAUAUCACAAUGUACUUCGAAAUAAAUUGCUGUUGUGAACUCAACUCGUGUUUCACCUCUUCCAACGCCAAUCCAAACACACUAUAAUAGAAAAGACAGGAUUUUUUUUGUACUUAUAGAAUUACUUGCUGUAGAGAGUCUACAGACCAGGGUUAAAAUUAAAAUGAAAAGAAAGAAACAAGGGACAUAAUACUGAGUAGUCAGUUGUAAAAAUCAUAGUUUGGGGCAUACAUUAUUUAUCUCAUGUGAUUUUGUGUCA
Molecule: messenger RNA, 1866 nt
Organism: Trifolium pratense (red clover)
Lineage: Eukaryota; Viridiplantae; Streptophyta; Magnoliopsida; Fabales; Fabaceae
Product: TSL-kinase interacting protein 1
Exons: 8
Coding region: 168-1565 (465 amino acids)
Biological process (GO): pattern specification process
Cellular component (GO): nucleus
Molecular function (GO): chromatin binding
Source: RefSeq, a predicted model, not a curated record